AUGGGAAAGUGCACCAAAACACCUGCAGAGGUUUCCUUCUCCCUGGCCCAAGCCCAAGACGCCCAAGAUGAACCGCAGAGUCUUUCCUUUGAUGCGCUUGUCAUUGCAUCUGGCCAGGUGGGUCAGCCCGAACCCGUCUCGUUGCCCGGGCUUGCGGAAGCCUUGGAAAGCGGCAAGGCCUUGCGGUUCUGUUCCCUUGCAGAUGCCGAAGCCCUGCGCCAACGCCUUCAAGACUCUGUGGAAUCUGUCGCCAUCGUAGGAGCAGGCUACGUCGGUGUUGAGCUUGCUGCUGGUCUAGCAGAGGUCCUGCCCGAGGCUGCUUCAGCUGGGCACAUAGCCCUCUUCGGCUCCCGGUUUCUUCCAGGCUGCGAAGAAGCAAACCAGAAGAAGAGUGCAGAAGUCUUGGACAAGCUGGGCAUCCUGCGAAAGACCGGCCGCGUGGUGUCUCUCGAUGCGGAGGGAGUGGCAUGGUCUCCGUCAGGCGCAGAGAGGUCCGAGCUGCAUUCCUGCAGCCUGGUCAUCGUCACCGGGGCUUUGGCCUCAGCCGCGGAAGAGAGGCUGAAACUCGCCUCUCCCGCGGACGAGGAAUCCAUCGACAAGGGUCGUGCAGCGGUUGAUUCGUACCUGCGGAUUGCUCCCGGUCUCUUCUGUCUCGGGGAUGCAUCAGGAGGCUCACCACCCACUGGCCAGAUUGCCAUGCAGCAGGCCGAAACAACAGCGUGGAACAUAUUCGCCCAGCUCUCGCAUCUGCCACGCCCCACGUGGCGACGCUUUAAGCCCAAUGCCAUGGGCGAGUUCAUUGCUCUCGGGAGCACGGAGGCCGCAGGCGUCGUUCAGCCGACGCAGCUGGGCAAUUUGCUUCCCCCGGCACUGCCUCCAGCUAUUGCACGUGCUGUGGCGCCGACAGUAUCCUCCGUUGGGCAAGCUUCCACGGCAAAGGCAGCUGUCGCUGGCAGGCCUGCCAGUCUCCUGCGUCGACUCGCUUACUUGUAUCGCCUUCCCGGUAUGCAUCGAUUGAAAGUGGCUCAGCAGUGGCUUGAGCGCGUGACGGGCAAUGACUCCACCCUCUCCGGAAACGUACUACCGCUUUGA
Molecule: messenger RNA, 1092 nt
Organism: Symbiodinium sp. CCMP2592
Lineage: Eukaryota; Dinophyceae; Suessiales; Symbiodiniaceae
Source: the annotation of a GenBank genome assembly